UACGGAUAUUCCUAUGUUGUAUUUUAUGUAGGCCUAUAAUUAGCAUUAUGUAAAGGCAUAUAUAUAAGAGAAAUCCACUGCAUUUUGCAUUCUUUUUAAACCGGGCAGUGUGUGAUCAGCGCAAAGAAAUUCAGUGCUUUACCAGCCCCUCCCCCUCAGAUAUUGAGCUGUUAUCAAGAUCUAGCCUAUUUUGUUUUUAACUGGGUCACUAUAAAGAGAAGAAAGCAUUGGUUGGACGAUAGUAGGGCAGUCAUGUCAAUGAUGGCGCAGCAGCAACACCAAGGCUAUGGUCCAGGUCAGCCACAACCCCCAUACCCCCAGGGUUCUUUGGCAGCCCCAGGGGGUGCACCCCCAGGACAGCAGGGACCAGAUCAGGCAGCAGCAGCUACAGCUCCUCCCUUAGAGAAGAUGGACCAUGUUGCUGGCUAUGAAAAUGUGGGAUUUAAUGCGGCUGCUGCUCCCCCGCCAGCAUAUGCAGAUGCUGUGGCACAGGGUCCACCCCCUGAGAGGAGAGAUAUACAGAACGUACCUGUGAUAACAGAGGAACAAGCACGUGAAGCCAUGUUGCAGUAUGUAGCCGAGCACUGUUGCUACGGUAGCGGCACUGCUAAAGAGAUGGUGUUUAGAGACCUACAGUCUAGCAGUGCAUUCCAUUACACAUUGGAGACCUUUACCGAGAAACGACAGACAUCUUGGGCAUAUGAGCCUUACAUAGGGCAGCCAAUUGACGGCCCACAUAACGGCCCUGCCCCAGGCCCCUGGGACAUACAGGUGCAACCACCCACAAAGUUCAAGACCCAACACUCUCAUGUGGAGGUCCCACACACUGCCUCUGUCAAGCCAUGCCAUGACUGUAUUGGGAACGGUCGUGUGAGAUGCCACCAUUGCCAUGGCUGUGGACAUAGUCGCUGCCACCACUGUCACGGACAUGGGACCGUGGAGCGUUACGAGGAUGGACACCACCAUCACCACACUUGUCAUGUCUGUCAUGGCUCUGGGAAUGCCAGAUGUCACGUGUGUCAUGGCCAUGGUCAAGUCCCCUGCCGUACCUGUGAUGCCAAGGGGAACUUAAAGUGCUUCAUACGCUUGACCAUCACAUGGACCAACAACAUGAAUGACCACAUCGUAGAGCGUACAUCCCUCCCCGAUGAACUGAUCCGGUCAGUGACUGGGCAGGUGGCCUUCGAGGAGGAACUUCCUCGUGUCUGGCCCAUCAACCACUUCCCAGAUGCAACCAUCAACCAGGCAUCCCAACAACUGGUAGAGAGACACAACACACAGUUCCAGAUGGAGAGGAUUUUGUUGCAGCGUCACCAAGUGCGUAUCAUCCCAGUGACAGAAAGCCUGUACACCUGGAAGGGAAAAGACUACAACUUCUUUGUAUAUGGCUUUGAGAACAAGGUGUGGACGUCCAACUAUCCACAGUCCUGCUGCUGCGGGUGCACCAUCCUAUAGAAAACUGUUCCUUUUUUUUUUUUUUGACAUGGGUGCACCAUCAUAUAGAAGACUGGGUUUCUUGAUGUGGGUGCACCACCACAAAAGAGACUGGGUUUUUUAUGUGGGUGGCCCAUUAUAUGGGAGACAAGUUUUCUUGGUGUGGGUGCACCAUCACAUAAGGACAAUGUUUCUUGGCGUUUUGAUUGCAUGUGUUGGGAGAAGGGGGUCAAUGAUGAAAUGGGGUAAAUUUGUUUCAAAUCCAGAGUCCUUGCAAUUGUCAAAACUGAAUCCAUACUUACAACUGGAGAAGGGGAAGUAUUAGGAUGGGGUUUCUCAUUCAGUUCAUUUUUUUUUUUUUUGUAAAAGCAACCAUAUCUCCAAUUAUUUAAAUGCUAUAUGUAAAUGUCUUUAUCAGGAAUGGGCUAGACAAUAUACACAUCAGAGAAUCAUGGGAAGAUGUUAUUUUUUUAAGUGGUCAGUGUUUACAACUUUAUCUCCAAUUUUAAAUAGUAUUUGUAAAUGUCUUUAUCAAAAUGUACUAGACAGUAUACACAUCACAGAAAUGUGAAAAGACAUUCAUUUUUGGUAGUCAUUGUUUACAAUUAAAAGGUGGGUCAUUCCACAAGAAAGUGGUCAUUUGAGUCAGGUCAGUGAAACAAGCAUUUUGUGUAAUAUUUAUAGAACUGUGUUUUAUCACUUUUGAAUGACUGCCAAUUUCUUUCCAUGUUGGAGAGAGUCAUCAUACAAAAAAGCAAAAUAUUAUGACUCGAGCCAAAAUUAUGCAAAUAUUACACAAGAUGUGUGGGUUGUGCACUGUCAUGACUUUUAAGUUUUAUUUAAAAAUAAUCACUUUCAUUGUGGAUUGACCAAGGCUAGGAUAUACAUUUGUAACUGUGCCUUAGAAUACUGUAUAAUGCACAAACAGUUUGCCUUGUGGAAUGUGUUGCUUAGUCUUAACUAUUUAUGUUGUUGAAAAAUUAAAAUCUGAAAAUGAACCGAUCUAUGCUUGCAGUUGAUAGUGUUUACCGAGGAUGCUUUAUUAAACCAGAAUGUAUAGCAGUCUGCCAGAUAUGUUAUAAAUUUAAACUGUUUAAUUGAAAAGGAAGUCUGUCAUUUGUGAUUAAAUGAUGUUGGAUAAGUCAGUGUAAUUGAUAUCAGAACUAACCCAAGGCAUACACUAUCACUUAUACUGGUACUUUCUUUUUUCUUGUAAAUGAUGUCCACAUGGGUGAAAGUUGUAAAAACUGAAAAUCCUGAAAACAUAGCUUGUAGUUCUUCAUUGCUUUUACUAGACCAUUUAAAAAAAUGAUCAAAAUGAAGACUGUAAAUCCUGCCAACUUUUGCCACUAUUUCAAGAGUAGCUGUCAAAGAGAGUAUUAUUGCUUGUUGAUCAAUGCUUCAAUGUAUCCAGUACUUUGGCAGUUAUUACUGUCCAGAUCUUUAAUAUUUUACUGGCCAGUAUUAAGUAGUCUUCUGGUUAGACUUUGAUACUGUGUAUCAGUCUUAAGAUGUUAGGAACUACAUAUUUUGAUAGGUAGACUUUAUGAUAACGUAGUAUCCAACUCAUGGAUAUGUCCAGAGAAGAAGCCAGUAUUGCAUUGUCCUAUCAAUAAAAUGAUUGAUUUGCAAAGUAUUUGUUUCAUCUUUUACUCAUUGACAUGCGAGUGAAAUUGGAUUUCAUUUAAUAUAUUUGUAAUUAUGUUUGCUUUGUAUUCUCAGGGGAGAUUGCAUAUUAAGUUAAGGUCAGUAUUCCUAGUGCUGGUUUACAUUCAUGUGUAGUUACUUUAAAUGAUGGAGAAAUGAACUAAAAUACACAUUCCACAUCGAAAUUAAGUUUCAGCUAUUUGACUUCUACAUGAAACAAAACAGUGACUAAACUGACUGGAGAUUGGUUAGCCCUCCUUUUUUUAACUGUUAAAAAAAGUAAUAUUUUUGC
Messenger RNA from Lingula anatina, 3373 nucleotides. RefSeq names its product protein SSUH2 homolog. Lineage: Eukaryota; Metazoa; Brachiopoda; Lingulata; Lingulida; Lingulidae. The record is from RefSeq and is a predicted model, not a curated record.